GAAGCAUGGAAGCUAUUGAAGUGACGAGAAAGACCCGAACCGCUAAAUCAAAGAAUAAAGAUGGAAAAGUGGCCCAAGUGAGAUCAGCAGCAGAUGAGGCGAGAAGGAGAGAAGCUUUAAAAGAGACCCUGUGUGAGAAGCUUGAAUUUGAGCGCAGAGCCCUGCAGGUUGUUGAGCGACUCCUGGAGGACAGUGUGACCGAAGAGUUCCUCAUCGAUUGUUCAUGGUACAUCACUCCUGUUAACUACAAAGACACAGUGGAAGAACGGUCCAUUGCUAAACUGUGUGGAUAUCCUGUGUGUCCAAAUAAACUCAUCAAUGUGCCCAGACAACAGUUUAAAAUAUCCACCAAGACCAAUAAAGUCUAUGACAUCACAGAGCGUAAGUGCUUUUGCAGUAAUUUCUGCUACAAAGCCUCCAAAUGUUUUGAACUCCAGAUAUCAAAAACUCCCCUUUGGCUCAGAAAGGAUGAGAGGCCUCCUGAAGUAAAACUGAUGAAAGAAGGUGAUGGAGGGAGCGCAGGACUGGAGAUAAAGUUGGUUGACAAACCCAUAACAGAAGCCGACAUUGACGAUUCCAUCACAGAAGGUCCUGAGACCUACAUAGACUCCCCUCCCAACAGUCAUGGCGAGAACAGCGACACUGAGCAAGACUUUGUCUCCAGUGUGGUGUCCAGACAGCGUACGCGUGCACGGGUGCACUGGGGAAAACUGCCAAAGAGGGACGGCGUUAGUGAGCAUGAGGGAUCGAGCAAUGAAAAAAAUCUAAUUGCACCUCCUGAACCCAUACAAAGACAAGAAAUAGAUAAUAAAGAUGAAAACAGAUCUUCUCUAAGCUCUCAAAUACAUAUAGAGCCUCACUGUCAAUCUACAGUAGAGAAGGCCAUACCUGUGGAAUCUGAUGUUGAGGGAACUCGCAAGCUGUUAAAUGAGUUUAGUCUGAAGGACAGUACUGUUUGUACUGUAACUGAACAUGAGCCUGCCCUACCUUCACAGCCUGAUAGUGGAAACACCACCCCAGCAACUGAUAAUCUGACCUCUGGCUUGAACAUCACUCAGGUGGGCAUGAGUAAAAGAGGAGUUGCAGGUCUCAAAGGCCUGUUGAAGGGUCAUACCAAAGCUAAAACUGCUCCUACAGCCGUCAGUCUGUGCCUGUUAAAGCAUCUAAGCCAAACCUUCAUUGAAUGGAGAACUGAGGAAACUAUGAAGUUUCUUUAUGGACCUGGUUACACCUCAGGAAUGCAGUCUGCAGCAGAGCAGGCUGAAGACAGUGAAGAACUGGAUGAAGAUGACCUGGAUGAGCCUGAGGCUGAGGUGGGCUUGAGACAGUCCACUGGUGGUCUUGCCAGACCCAGUGCACCAGCUCCUGAUUUGGAAAAACUGCGCAAAGAAACUGAGCUGCUGGAGCUAAGAGUGAGCGAGUUUUAUAAAGGUGUGUGUGUUCUGCCUGAAGAGAUUGAAACUGAUUCUGUCAAAGAAAGCAACUACACAGAGGACAGUGGGAAGGAUCCUCAUUUCCCUUUGGUUGAUUCUAAUGCACAGCACCUGAUUCAGAAGCGCAUUGUUGUGGAGAAGCUCAGCAGGAGUUUGAGAGAUGUCGUUGGACCCCUACGUCUGACAAUGGGUGAUGUCAUCAAUUACAUCAAUAAUUUAGUCAGGACUUUCAGGUUCACAAACACAAAUAUCAUUCACAAAAGCCCUGAAUGGACUUUAAUUGCAGUGGUUCUUCUUUCAGUGUUAACGGAAGUGUCACCAUUGUUGCGAGAGACCUUGACAAGUCUGUCUUCGGUGGAGUAUAUUUCCUCUUUCAUGCGAGAGCUUAGUCUGGAGCAAAAAGAUCUGCACAGCCUUGUGCAGCUCUUCAGACCCCAAAUCACUUCUUAAACAUAAUAUACAGCACACAAAUUCAGAUGAACAAUUUAUAAUAAAAGCCUACUUGU
Messenger RNA from Xyrauchen texanus (razorback sucker), 1939 nucleotides. Its product is annotated as putative RNA polymerase II subunit B1 CTD phosphatase rpap2. Gene Ontology annotation, cellular component: cytoplasm; nucleus. NCBI's taxonomy places the organism in Eukaryota, Metazoa, Chordata, Actinopteri, Cypriniformes, Catostomidae. Gene Ontology annotation, molecular function: RNA polymerase core enzyme binding; RNA polymerase II CTD heptapeptide repeat phosphatase activity. The record is from RefSeq and is a predicted model, not a curated record. The transcript is spliced from 12 exons. The coding region runs from base 6 to 1883 and encodes 625 amino acids.